CGAUCCGUCGAUUGUCCGCACGCGAAGCCCUCCUCCUCCUCCUCUCCGCCGGCGCCGAGAGAGAGCGCUCCCGAUUCCAGCGCCGAGAUCAAUUCAUCACCGCUUCCCUCCCGCGGCGGCCGUCCUUCGUUCGUGCACAUUGCAGGUCUUGACUUGUCGACACCAUGUCAUCGCUUGCCACAGGCUUGUUGCCAGGAACCGUAGUCACGAAUGGUUUUACUAGCAGAAUUCAAGGUUCACAAUUUCAGAGAACUCAAGUUAACUGCAUCUCAUUUAAAGGGGAAUUUUCUACUAAAGCAACAGUGAGGAGUGUAAGAUGCAAAGCUGCUCAAACCCAGAGUGUUCAGCGCAAAUCUUCAACUGCGACUGCUAAGCGAUCUGAUCCCAAAGGUAAAACUCAAGCACCUAAACUGGAUGAUGGAAGCGGUGGGUUCCCUCCGUUCCGUUUUGGCAAAGGAGGCGGUGGGGGUGGAGGGGGCGGUGGCGGCGGCAACUACUUUGGUGGGUUCCUUCUCUUCACCAUCGUGCUGCUCCUGGAUUACCUGAAGGAGUUCGAGAAGUACCUGCUUGCUCGAAAGCAUCGGGCCAGAUAUGAUGAAGACGACACGAGCAAUGGGCUGCUAGAGCCAUCAUCAUGAGUCUUAUUCGCACUAGCAGUCUCUAGCGUUUGAUCUGCAAGAUCUUUUCAUGUCUGUCCUUAGAACCGCAUCAUAUAACAGCCCUAUAUUUUUAAGCUAUCCCAGUCUUGAUAAGUUACGUGAUUGUGCCUGAGAUGCUGAAACUUCAUGCCACAUGGCUGCUGUACUAGAGAGAUGCCGAAACUUCAUGCCAUCUGGCUGCUGCACUAGAAAUAUAAGAGAUCCAGAUUGAUUGUAAUGCUUGGUUGCUUCUCAUAGCUGGAGAAUGUUUGUACUGGAAACAUAAGAGUAGUGAUCCAGAUUGAGUGGAAUGCUUGACGGCGAUCUCUUUCUCAUUGCAUGAAUCGGGGGAUGGAACAUGGAAUUACCCCAGGCAAUCAUUUUGGAGGAAAGAAAAGGAUUGACACAACUGUGUGGA
Messenger RNA from Lolium rigidum, 1056 nucleotides. Its product is annotated as protein FERTILITY RESTORER RF2, mitochondrial-like. Gene Ontology annotation, cellular component: chloroplast. Gene Ontology annotation, biological process: chloroplast organization; thylakoid membrane organization. Lineage: Eukaryota; Viridiplantae; Streptophyta; Magnoliopsida; Poales; Poaceae. The transcript has 5 exons. The record is from RefSeq and is a predicted model, not a curated record. Bases 165 to 638 code for a protein of 157 amino acids.